UGAAUCCGUCCUCGUCAGAUUCGGCGCAUGUAAUCCGUGCAUUCGCGAAAAAAAGCUAGUUUGAAAUCCUCAGUUUUCUUCUCGAUUCAAAGCAAUGGCACAGGCUUUCGGUGACCAUGACCAACCGGCCAACACUAUCGGUGUCAACCAGGGAGGCCCACACGGUUUGGGCGAUCCCAACGACCGGCGACUGAGGAAGGUCGAACGGGAAGUGCUCAUUCCGAAGAUAAUGCGAGAACGAGCCAAAACGGAAAAAUGCACACCGGAGAUCCAGGAUUUUGAGGCGUGCUGCAAAGGUUCCGGCCUGCUGAUGGCGAUGAAGUGCCAGAAACAGAACGAAGCCCUCAAGGCGUGUUCCCUCCGGUGGUACAGCGACGAACAGUUCAAGGCGGAGUGUACGGAGAUUUACCUAGCGGAACGGAGCGAGUAUCGGCGAACGGGGAUACCCAAGAAGUUUCGGAACAUGAACCUGGACCAACCAUCCCAGUAGAGAAUGUGUUUUUAUUGCUAUUUUUUUUUCUUUCGUUUUAUGGAGCAGCAAGCUGAAUACUACGUCGAUGACGACUGUCUUUCAAGAUAUUUUACAGUCAGGCAUAGGUAUGUUUAGUAUCAAGUAAUGUUCAACCCCGUGGGGGAAAUGCGGAUAUCGCAGAAUGAUAGAUGUCCAACACAUCCCCAAUAUAAACUGUAUAUAUGUGGCUGUUCAGAAUAAACACACGCUAGUUUCAAAAACUA
Aedes albopictus (Asian tiger mosquito) is the source of this 735-nucleotide messenger RNA. Its product is annotated as COX assembly mitochondrial protein homolog. The record is from RefSeq and is a predicted model, not a curated record. The coding region runs from base 95 to 490 and encodes 131 amino acids. Lineage: Eukaryota; Metazoa; Arthropoda; Insecta; Diptera; Culicidae. The transcript is spliced from 2 exons.